GUUGUUAUUAUUGUUGUUAUUAUUGGUUUGUUGUUUUGUUGGCACUUGAUUUGAUUUUCUACGCUUCUACUACUCGCUAUCUAUGCCCACGAUGGUGGGCAAUUUAUGUUGACUGAAUCAACAGCAACAGCUAAAUGGGGCGCAAUGUGCUGCAGAGCAGCCUGCUUGGCGCUGGCUUCAGUAUCAUCUUUCAGAUACUGUGCCGCAUCCUAACGUUCGGCAUUAAUGCCUACAUAGUACGCAAUGUGGGUCGCGAAGUGCUGGGGAUUAUGAAUGUGCGGCUGCUGCUGCUCGAGAGUACGCUGCUCUUCUUGUCCCGCGAGGCCAUCAAUCGGGCGGCGUUGAGCGCCAACUCGCAGCAGCGCGACAAAUGCUCGUGGUCGCAGCUGAUCAAUCAAAUGUGGCUUACUGUUCCCAUUUGUGCUGCUCUCUGCGUGCCUUGUCUACACAUCUGGCUGCACUGGCUCUCGGCCGUGGAUGCUCCCUAUGCCGGACAAUACGAGUUCGCCUGCUAUGCGGUGGCAUUGUCGUGUGUGCUCGAACUGCUCGCCGAAUCCGCGGUAUUUGUGGCCCAGGUCUUUUGCUUUGUCAAGCUCAAGAUUUUGCUCAACACACUGCACAUUCUGGUGCGCUCGGUCAUCUUUCUGUGGAUCGUCACCGGUGAUCGCAGUGCUGCUAUUACAGCUUUUGCCAUUGCCCAGUUGGCCAGCGCUUUGACCAUUGUGCUUGGUCAAUAUGGGUUCUUCUACUACUACUUACGUCGUUUCAACGAGCACAAAACGCAAUUGGCACGCAAAAGCAAAGCGACGCAGGAGCUUAACUCCUGGGAACGUUCGCUGUUCGAGCACAUGGAUGAUUUUCCAUUUACCAAAUUGUCCGAGAUGCUGCCGGGGAUCAUGAAGAGCGACAACGACAACGCCGGCUUCUUCAAUCGUGAGCUGCAAACGCUAACGUUGAGCUUUGUGAAGCAGGGCGUGCUCAAGCAAAUUCUAACCGAAGGCGAGAAGUAUGUGAUGAGCGUGUCGCCAGUGCUCUCCUUUGGCGAACAGGCCACCUACGAUGUGGUCAACAAUCUGGGCAGCAUGGCCGCCCGUUUCAUAUUCCGUCCCAUCGAGGAUAGCGCCUACUUCUAUUUCACACAAACGCUGACGCGUGACACGCGACUGCAGAAGCAGCCGGUGGAGCGUGUGCGACAGGCGAGCAGUGUACUCCACAAUCUGCUGCUGGGUGUUAGCUCCAUUGGCUUGUUGGCGUUCACCUUCGGACAGAACUAUUCGCACACAUUGCUGCUGCUGUAUGGUGGCGAGGAUUUCGUUGCCGGCGGAUUGCCCCAACGCUUGCUGCAGUGGCAUUGUCUGGCCAUUUACCUGCUGUCGGUGAAUGGCAUUAGCGAAGGUUACAUGUUUGCGACGAACACCAGCCGCGACAUUGACAAGUACAACUACCUGAUGGCCAUAUUCUCAAUCAGUUUCCUUGUGCUCUCCUACAUAUUGACGGGCAUCUUUGGUCCCGUCGGCUUCAUCUUUGCCAACUGCAUCAAUAUGCUCGGCCGCAUUGUCUAUAGCACGUGGUACAUACGGCAGCAGUAUCAGCCAUUGUCGCUUAAUCCGCUGCAGGGUCUGUGGCCAGGUAAACUCUUUGGUGGCACUCUGAUGCUGGCCGGCGUCAUCUGUUAUUGGUAUCAGCACGCUGUAUUUGCCACACAUCUUGGUGUGGGCGUGGCCAUGGGCGUACUGUGCCUCUUCGCCUGGGCGCUGGCACAUCGUGAUCUGAUGCAGUUGGCCUGGAAGUAUGGGCGUCGCAUCAAAAUUGAAUGAGGCUAAUACCAAAAAAAAAAAAAAAACAAAAACAAAAA
Messenger RNA from Drosophila sulfurigaster albostrigata, 1855 nucleotides. Its product is annotated as protein RFT1 homolog. NCBI's taxonomy places the organism in Eukaryota, Metazoa, Arthropoda, Insecta, Diptera, Drosophilidae. The record is from RefSeq and is a predicted model, not a curated record. The transcript is spliced from 4 exons. Gene Ontology annotation, cellular component: endoplasmic reticulum membrane. Gene Ontology annotation, biological process: glycolipid translocation; dolichol-linked oligosaccharide biosynthetic process. Bases 135 to 1817 code for a protein of 560 amino acids.